AUGGGAACCCUGGCAAGGACUGGGGGAGAACUUGUUGCUUGGCUGGGCUGGCUGGCUGGCUGGCUGGCGCCGUUGCUAGUAUGUAGCUUUCUGCCGGCGCCGUUGCUGGAGCGGUACCUUGCGGUACCUUUCCGAACUAGGCCAUCGAGUGGCAGGGCAAGGGAGCAUAAGCCGGGACCUUUGGGGGACCACCAGAUCAGACCAGGAGGGAUGGGACGGCCAGGGCUGGUUGGUUUGGGCUGGAAGAAAAAGUCAAGGGUCGGUCAAGGACUCAAGGGUGAAGGGGUGGGAAGAGGGAGGGGGUGGAAGGGGUGUGGGUUGACCAGGACUCUCUGGACAAAGUGUGGUGUGUGCCCAAGGGUUGGAGGGUGCGUUGCGUUUUGUGUUUCUUCCUGCUUCCCCUAG
Messenger RNA from Colletotrichum tamarilloi, 405 nucleotides. RefSeq lists its product as uncharacterized. The record is from RefSeq and is a predicted model, not a curated record. The coding region runs from base 1 to 405 and encodes 134 amino acids. NCBI's taxonomy places the organism in Eukaryota, Fungi, Ascomycota, Sordariomycetes, Glomerellales, Glomerellaceae. The transcript has a single exon.